This is a messenger RNA of Misgurnus anguillicaudatus (oriental weatherfish), 1509 nucleotides long. RefSeq names its product adhesion G-protein coupled receptor G7. Gene Ontology annotation, biological process: G protein-coupled receptor signaling pathway; cell surface receptor signaling pathway. The record is from RefSeq and is a predicted model, not a curated record. Gene Ontology annotation, cellular component: membrane. Lineage: Eukaryota; Metazoa; Chordata; Actinopteri; Cypriniformes; Cobitidae. Gene Ontology annotation, molecular function: G protein-coupled receptor activity.
AUGGACAAAGGUGUUGGGUUUGUUCUCUAUGAUAGCGAUCAAUUCUUUCCGUCAGAAAGCUUUCAACCUUCUCUGAAUACCAAGAGAAAAGUGUUCUCUGCUAACCUGUUCGAACAGGGAUCUGACGCCAAGGAAGUUCAGUUUUCAGUCACACCAUCGGAUGACUCUGUGAUGUCCCUCGAAGACUUUGCAUGCGUGUUUUGGAAUUACAACAAACACGACUGGAGUACAGAAGGCUGCACAAAAACAAUGACCUUCUCAGGCUACGCGCAGUGCAAAUGUACACCUGAUCAACAUGAAAAAUUCAACUUAAAUAAGAACUUUGCAGUCCUGAUGUCUUUCAAUAUAAACUAUCAGUAUUCAGAACCAUUAAACUGGAUCAGCAUUGCCGGCUGUUCUCUUUCUAUAUUGGGUCUUGCUGUCACAGCAGUUUACCAAAUUGCAACCAGGAAGUCAAGGGGAUGCAGCCCGACUCUGCUUUUGGUGAACAUUUGCUUGAGCAUGAUGAUUUUCUACCUUCUCUUCAUCUUUGGCAUUAACAACCAUGUCCAUCAUGCAGAAGAGGAUAAUGUUUCAGAAGAAAAUCUCUAUCUUAUGUCAGACUAUCAUCAAUAUUCUGACGAGGGUCCUUGUACGGCAUUUACAGCCUUGAUUCAUUACUUCUUGUUGGCCACAUUCACUUGGAAUACUCUUUAUGGAAUUAAUGUGUUUCUCCUCUUCAAAACAACCACGGGAACACCUCCAUGGUUUCCCAAGGUGUCCCUAGCAGUCGGUUGGGGGUUUCCUGCCAUCAUUGUUGGCAUCUCACUGGGUUCCACUUACACAUUUGAAGAUCCUUUAGGUUAUCGACAAGAAGAGUUUUGCUGGUUGGCUUCCUUGGACCCCAAACAGAAUUUCGAUAUGGGGAAGCCUAUGUUCUGGGGAUUUCUGCUUCCUUUGGUUAUCAUGCUGUUCUUCAACAUGGCAAUAUUUCUGCAUUUCUCUCAGAACACCUGCAAGACCGUCCCUAAUUUAGUCCGUUUGCAGCAAACUCCUUUAAAGAAGAAGUUUCUGAGUAGUUUUUCUAUGGCUGUGAUGCUUGGUCUAUCGUGGUUCACUGGUUACAUUUUGCUUAUCACCCAAGAACCAACUCUUCAACUUAUCCUGAGCAUAGUUUUUUGUGUCUGCAACACAACACAGGGCAUACAAAUAUUUCUUUUAUUCACUCUGAGAUCCGUAAUAAACUCAAAUCCAGCCAUUCUCAAUGCCAUGCAUGCACCCAACAUUGGCAUUCACAGGAAAGUGUUCUUCCUAUGGAAAGUUAUGGCAGAAGAAAACAUUGAAAUCUACACACGCACUGAUUUUGACUCUGCUGAGAUGCCUCAGGUCAUCACUGUCUGGACGCUCUACUCAAGUUGGAUGGUCUGUCAAAAGGUGACAACCUCACAGAUGAUGGAUGGCUUGUUGUGUCAACAAAGCCUUAUUGGACAGCUAUACCUGUACAUCAUCUACACUCAAUUAAUAACAUGA